Sitophilus oryzae (rice weevil) is the source of this 1044-nucleotide messenger RNA. RefSeq lists its product as uncharacterized. The record is from RefSeq and is a predicted model, not a curated record. The transcript has a single exon. Gene Ontology annotation, biological process: DNA integration. Gene Ontology annotation, molecular function: nucleic acid binding. Bases 1 to 1044 code for a protein of 347 amino acids. Lineage: Eukaryota; Metazoa; Arthropoda; Insecta; Coleoptera; Curculionidae.
AUGGAACAGUUAGACGACGAAAUUAAAAGCUUUCAACCCUUUCAGUCAGAAUUAUGCUUUCAUAACGGGAAUCUGCUGAGGGGAAAUAAAAUUGUUAUUCCCACAAAGCUCAGACAAUCAGUCCUUCAAGCAGCUCACGAAGGCCACCCCGGCAUAGUAGCAAUUAAAAAUCGACUGCGAACUAAGGUAUGGUGGCCUAAAAUAGACGGAGACGCGGAAAAGAUUGUUAAAACUUGCAAAGGUUGCACCUUAGUUUCGGCUCCGAAUGCUCCUAACCCUAUGAAAAGACGCGAACUACCUACAGAAGCAUGGGUAGAUGUCGCAUUGGAUUUUUUAGGUCCAUUACCUAGUAACCAUUACCUUCUGGUAAUAAUAGAUUAUUUUAGUCGCUAUAAAGAAAUCAAGAUCAUGACUCCCAUAACGGCCACUACUACAAUAAAAGUUUUACAAGAAAUAUUUUCCCGCCUAGGAUUUCCACAGUCAAUUACAGCAGAUAAUGGAGAACAAUUUCAAUGCAUAGAAAUGAUUGAAUUUUGUAAAAAAUCUGGAAUUAGAUUAUUUCAUACUAUACCUUAUUGGCCCCAACAAAACGGAGAAGUGGAACGACAAAAUCGUGACAUCCUUAAACGAUUAAAGAUAAGUAAAACUUUAAAGACUGACUGGAAACAAGAUCUAUUGGAAUACUUGAUGAUGUAUAACGCUACUCCCCACUCAACAACUGGAAAACCACCGGCAGAACUAUUUUUCGGAAGGCAGUUCAGGGAUAAAAUUCCUACAAUACAAAAUUCAGAGAGAAGUAUACUUAGAAAAGCUAAAGAAAGUAAUAUCGAGGGUGGAGAUAAAGUAUACAUAAAAAAUACUGUAAAAGAAAACAAACUCACGUCAAAUUUUAACCCAAUACCCCAUACGGUAAUAGAAAAAAAUGGCACUGAUUUAAGUCUCCAAAAUGAUGAAACGGGGAAACAAAUAAGGAGGAAGGUUCAUUUAAAAAAAGUAGAAGGAGAAUGGAAGGUACUUGAUAAUUCAGAAAGUGGCGAAAAUUGA